Messenger RNA from Molossus molossus (Pallas's mastiff bat), 1614 nucleotides. It is a transcript of the gene LRRC17, whose product is annotated as leucine rich repeat containing 17. Gene Ontology annotation, molecular function: protein binding. NCBI's taxonomy places the organism in Eukaryota, Metazoa, Chordata, Mammalia, Chiroptera, Molossidae. The record is from RefSeq and is a predicted model, not a curated record. The coding region runs from base 178 to 1503 and encodes 441 amino acids. The transcript is spliced from 4 exons.
UCCAAGUAGAUGAGCUUGUGGCAUCCGUUUCCUAAAUUCAGGGACUCCACCAUACCUCAGCUGGAUCUCAUUGUUCCUGAUCUGCCUUAGUUAAGAUUACCCAAACUUGGAUUUCAAAGGAAUACUUUCCUUGUUCCAUCUGUCUCACUAAGUAAUUGGGGCCAGGUGGAUGUCAGGAUGCAUGUGGUUACCAUGGUAAUCCUGCUUUUCUUUUGCAAAGCCACUGAGCUGCGCAAGGCAAACCCUGGGGGUGUGAGAACCCAAGAGAAUCCUGGCCGGGUGGGUGGGGGCCGGAGAGGCUCCCACCCUGUCAAACGCUACGCACCGGGCCUCCCCUGCGAAGUGUACACAUAUCUUCAUGAGAAGUACUUAGAUUGUCAAGAAAGAAAACUAGUUUAUGUGCUGCCCGGCUGGUCUCACGAUUUGCUGCACAUGUUGUUAGCAAGAAACAAGAUCCGCAUAUUGAAGAACAAUAUGUUUUCCAAGUUCACAAAGCUGAAAAGCUUGGAUCUGCAGCAGAAUGAGAUCUCCAAAAUUGAGACUGAGGCUUUCUUCGGUUUAAACAAACUCACCACUCUCUUACUGCAGCAUAACCAGAUCAAAGUCUUGACAGAAGAAGUGUUCAUUUAUACACCUCGCCUGAGCUACCUGCGUCUUUAUGACAACCCCUGGAGCUGUACUUGUGACACAGAGACGCUUAUUUCAAUGUUACAGAUUCCAAAGAACAGGAAUUUGGGGAACUACGCCAAGUGUGAAAGCCCACAAGAACUAAAAAAUAAAAAACUGCGGCAGAUAAAAUCUGAAGAGUUGUGUAAUGAAGAAGAAAAAGAACAAUUGGACCCAAAACCCCAAGUAUCAGGGAGGCCCCCAGUCAUCAAGCCUGAGGUGGACUCUUCUCUUUGCCACAUUUACCUGUUUCCCAUACAAACACUGGACUGCAAAAGAAAAGAGUUGAAGAAAGUUCCAAACAACAUCCCUCCAGAUAUUGUUAAACUUGACUUGUCGUACAAUAAAAUCAAUCAACUUCGACGCAAGGAGUUUGAAGAUGUUCAUGAGCUAAAGAAAUUAAACCUGAGCAGCAAUGGCAUUGAAUUCAUCGAUCCUGCUGCUUUUCUAGGACUCACACAUUUAGAAGAGUUAGAUUUAUCAAACAACAGCCUGCAAAACUUUGACUAUGGAGUAUUAGAAGACUUGUACUUUUUGAAACUCUUAUGGCUCAGAGAUAACCCUUGGAGAUGUGACUACAACAUCCACUACCUCUACUACUGGUUAAAGCACCAUUACAACGUCCACUAUACUGGCUUGGAAUGCAAAACGCCUGAAGAAUACAAGGGGUGGUUUGUGGGAAAAUAUGUUCGGAGUUACUAUGAAGAAUGUCCCAAAGACAAAUUACCAGUAUACCCUGAAACAUUUGACCAGGAUACAGAAGAUGAUGAAUGGGAAAAAAUACAUAAGGAUCACACAGCAAAGAAGCAAAGUGUAAGAAUCACUAUAGUGGGAUAAUUUGGAAAUUCUAUUGCAACUAGUUAUAUAUUUGCUAUACUGGUGUCAGAAAACAAUAUGUUUACAUUUCAAUUAACUGUGUUGCCUAUUUAUGCAGGGUUAUCCAACCAA